AUGCCAUCCAAGACUAUCCUUUCCGAAGCUAACGCUCAUGUGCCCUCUCCUGGAAAUGACUACGAACCUUCCUUACCUCGGAUGCGGAUGCCCCAUCUUGAAUUCAUCUACCGCAUCGUUGCCGAGAUGGACGAAGGCGGGGUUGAAACUAUUGAAGGUGUAGACAGUUCAGACAAGAGUCGGCUGUAUCUUCCUAUCCAGGGAGGAAGUGUGCAUGGUCCCCAGAUCAAGGGUGUGAUCGUGCACAAGAGCGGCGCAGACUGGGCGGAGGUGCUCAAUCCCAAAAAGUCAUUUACUAGGUUGAACGCCAUGUACAUGCUCAAGACAGAUGAUAACGUUCACAUCCUUGUCAAAGCACAGGGUGUAUACAGAACCGGUCCGGGGCUGCAAGAUAAGCUCGGGGAGCAAGAUACGGCGUCACAGGAUGACGUAGAAUAUUUUACACACAUCAGAUUUGAGGCACCAGGGCACAGCGAAUACGGAUGGAUGAAUGGGGUUGUUGCUAUCGGUGUCAUGACUAUGUGGCAGGGGAAGCCAGUUAUUGAUUGCUACCGGUUGACCAACUUUCCUGGUAAAGUCGCAGCAAAUUUGUAA
Messenger RNA from Fusarium pseudograminearum CS3096, 594 nucleotides. RefSeq lists its product as uncharacterized. The transcript is spliced from 2 exons. The coding region runs from base 1 to 594 and encodes 197 amino acids. Lineage: Eukaryota; Fungi; Ascomycota; Sordariomycetes; Hypocreales; Nectriaceae. The record is from RefSeq and is a predicted model, not a curated record.